UGAGCUGUGGCCGGCCAUGCUCUGGGUGGGCUGGCCAAGGUGGCUGGCAGACCAGAGCCUGCCCCUCCUGGGGGCAGUGCUGCUGCAGAAGACAGACAAGAAGGGACUUCAGUGCAGGCGGUGGAGGCGGGAAGUGCACCCCUUUUAUGACCUCCGGGUGAAGGUGCUGCAGGCCAGAAACAUCCAGGGCACAGACCUGUUAUCCAAAGCCGACUGCUUCGUGCAGCUGAGACUGCCCACAGCGUCUCUGGACACCGUGCAGACCAGGACAGUGGACAACUGCAGCGACCCCGAGUGGAAUGAGACCUUCCACUUCCGGCUGCACAGCGCGGUGAAGAACGUCCUGGAGCUCUCCCUCUACGACAAGGACGUCCUGAUAAGCAACCAGCUCUUCCAGACGUUCUUUGACCCUGGGACCCUCAGGCCUGGGCAACCCCACAGAUAUACCUUCCGACUCCAGGACACGGACCCACAGGAGCUGCAGGUGGAAUUUGUUCUGGAGAAAAGCCAGCUGCCCGCCUCUGAGGUCAUCACCAAUGGGGUCCUGGUGGCGCAGCCCUGCCUCCGGGUCCAGGGCAGCUUGGAAGAAGAUGGCCCGCACCCAGCUCUGUCCCGGGACUAUGGAUCCAGGUAUGUUCUGGUGUCCGUGCCCGGGGCCCCUGAGGAGCCACAGCGCUUGGACCUGCGGCCUACAGUGGAGGGGGGUCUCCCCACCACAUUCUGCUUCCACAUGAACCCGGUGGUCAGCCCCGGGCUGAAGGUGGCCCUGGAGGAGAAGCUCCAGGUCCUGCAGAGUGGCCUGAGCGGGGAGCUGGAGACCCAGACCAGCAAGCUAGGCGAGGGGCGGCUCCUGCUGUCCUCUGUGCCCCUGGGCUGUGAGCAGCGGCAGACGGUGGACCUGGAGGAGGGCCAGGAGGUGACCCUGCGUAUGAAGACAGAGAUGAGCACUGGCGACCUGGAUGUGCGCCUCGGCUUUGACCUCUGCGACGGGGAGAAGCAGUUUCUGGACAAGAGGAAGUCAGUUGUGUCCACGGCCCUGCAGGGCGUGCUGGGACUGAGCCACGCUCCUGACCAUGCCCAGGUGCCUGUGGUGGCAGUCCUGGGGUCUGGAGGCGGGGCCCGUGCCAUGUCAGCCCUCUAUGGCAGCCUGGCAGGCCUGCAGGAGCUGGGCGUCCUGGAUACGGUCACCUACCUGGGUGGGGUCUCUGGGUCUACCUGGUGCAUCUCUACCCUCUACAAGGACCCAGCCUGGUCGCAGGUGGCCCUGCAGGGGUCCAUCAAGCACGCCGGAGCUCGGGUUAGCAGCAGUAAGACAGGGGCCUUGUCUACAGAGCAGCUGCAGUACUACGUCCAGGAAAUGCUGAGCCGAGAAAAGGGAGGCCAAGGCAUCUCCCUCGUUGACUUCUGGGGUCUCCUCAUUGAGUACUUCCUGCACCAGGAGGAAAACCCUGCCAAGCUGUCCGACCAACGGGAGGCCAUAAGCCAGGGCCAGAACCCGUACCCCAUCUAUGCUGGCAUCAAUGUCCACAGCAAGCGCAGCGGGGAGGAUUUUGCAGAAUGGUGUGAAUUCACCCCCCACGAGGUCGGCUUCCCCAAGUAUGGGGCUUAUGUCCCCACGGAACUCUUUGGCUCUGAGUUCUUCAUGGGCCGACUGCUGCAGCCACGGCCCGAACCCCGCAUCUGCUACCUGCAGGGGAUUUGGGGCAGCGCCUUUGCCGCCAACCUGGAGGAGAUCUUCCUGAAGCCGGGCAGCCACAUCUUCCUGGAUGGGCAGCAAAGAGGUUCCAAGGAUAGCCCAGGUGAGGGGUGCCACCCCGGAUACCACUUUACCUCCCGCCUCCCUCCAGAGGAUGAUGUGGACCCCACCCUGAGACUCAUCACCCCGGAGGCGCCCUUCUCCCAGGCUCUGCAGAAACUACUCCGGAGUCGUUUCUCCACGGACCAGAACCCCAACUUCCUCCGAGGCCUUGGCCUGCACCGCAACUAUGAGGCCAGCAGGGAGUUCCUGGCCUGGAAAAAGAAUCACCUGGAUUCCAAGCCCAACGAGCUCACGCCCACGUGGGACUGCCUGAAGCUGGUGGACGCAGGCCUGGCCAUCAACUCCCCCUUCCCGCUGUGCCUGUCCCCGCGCAGGACCGUGGACCUCAUCCUGUCCUUUGACUACUCCCUGUCCAGCCCUUUUGAGGUCUUACAGCAGACAGAGAGGUACUGCCGGGAGAGGGGCAUCCCCUUCCCACAGAUCCAGGUGCGCCCCGAGGAUUUGAAGGAGCCUCAGGAGUGCUACCUCUUCGCCGAGGCCGAGGACCCCCGCUCGCCCAUCGUGCUGCACUUCCCGCUGGUCAACAGGACCUUCCGCACACACCUGUCCCCAGGCGUGGAACGGCAGACCGCAGAGGACAGGGCCUUUGGGGAGUUCGCCUUGGACGGGCCUGGCACUCCUUAUGGCAUCAUGAACUUCACCUACGCGCCUGUGGAGUUUGAGCAGCUGGUGGCACUGAGCCGCUACAACGUCCUCAACCAGGCGGGGCGCGUGCGGCAGGCACUGGGGCUGGCGCUGCGCCGGCGGCAGGGGUUGGGAGCUGGCCUGGGGGGCUGGGAGUCUGACUUGUGGGCCUGA
Messenger RNA from Sorex araneus (European shrew), 2617 nucleotides. It is a transcript of the gene PLA2G4F, whose product is annotated as phospholipase A2 group IVF. Bases 17 to 2617 code for a protein of 866 amino acids. Lineage: Eukaryota; Metazoa; Chordata; Mammalia; Eulipotyphla; Soricidae. The record is from RefSeq and is a predicted model, not a curated record. The transcript is spliced from 20 exons. Gene Ontology annotation, cellular component: cytosol. Gene Ontology annotation, molecular function: calcium ion binding; calcium-dependent phospholipid binding. Gene Ontology annotation, biological process: glycerophospholipid catabolic process.